GGAGAGGCGCCGCCCCGCCUCCUGUCGGCCUUCUCGCCGCCCGCCCCCUCCCGGCUGCGCGUCUCCCCGCCCGACGAGCCCGCUCUAGUCACGUGAUUGCCUCAUCCGGGUCCUUUGCGUUCUCGCUCCCUCUCCCAACAUGGCGGCCUCAGCAAAAAAGAAGAAUAAGAAGGGGAAGACUAUCUCCCUAACAGACUUUCUGGCCGAGGAUGGAGGCACUGGUGGAGGAAGUACCUAUGUUCCCAAACCAGUCAGCUGGGCUGAUGAAACAGACGACCUGGAAGGAGAUGUUUCAACUACUUGGCACAGUAACGAUGAUGACGUGUACAGGGCACCUCCAAUUGACCGUUCCAUCCUGCCCACUGCUCCACGGGCUGCUCGGGAACCCAAUAUCGACCGGAGCCGUCUUCCCAGAUCUCCACCCUAUACUGCUUUUCUUGGGAACUUACCCUACGAUGUGACAGAAGACUCCAUCAAGGAAUUCUUUAGAGGAUUAAAUAUCAGUGCGGUGCGUUUGCCACGUGAACUCGGCAAUCCAGACAGGUUGAAAGGUUUUGGUUACGCGGAGUUUGAAGACCUGGAUUCCUUGCUCAGUGCCCUGAGCCUCAAUGAAGAGUCUUUAGGUAACAGGAGAAUUCGAGUGGACGUCGCCGACCAAGCACAGGAUAAAGACAGGGAUGAUCGUUCUUUUGGUCGAGAUAGAAAUCGGGAUUCUGACAAAACAGACACAGACUGGAGGGCCCGUCCUGCUACAGACAGCUUUGAUGAUUACCCACCAAGAAGAGGCGACGACAGCUUUGGAGAUAAGUAUCGAGAUCGUUACGAUUCAGACCGCUACCGGGAUGGGUAUCGGGAUGGGUAUCGGGACGGCCCACGCCGGGAUAUGGAUCGCUACGGGGGCCGAGAUCGCUAUGAUGACCGAGGCGGCCGAGACUACGAUAGAGGCUAUGAUUCCAGGAUUGGCAGUGGCAGAAGAGCUUUUGGUAGUGGGUACCGUAGGGAUGAUGACUACAGAGGGGGUGGGGACCGCUAUGAAGACAGAUACGAGAGACGAGAUGAUCGGUCAUGGAGCUCCAGGGAUGAUUACUCUCGGGAUGACUACAGGCGCGAUGAUAGAGGUCCACCCCAAAGACCUAAGCUAAACCUGAAGCCCCGGAGUACUCCUAAGGAAGAUGACUCCUCUGCUAGCACCUCCCAGUCCAGUCGCGCAGCCUCUAUCUUCGGGGGGGCCAAGCCUGUUGACACGGCCGCUAGAGAGCGAGAAGUGGAAGAGAGGCUACAGAAGGAGCAGGAGAAGUUGCAGCGGCAGCUGGAUGAGCCAAAACUAGAGCGACGGCCUCGGGAGCGACACCCAAGCUGGAGAAGUGAAGAAACUCAGGAACGGGAACGGUCAAGGACAGGAAGUGAGUCAUCACAGACUGGAACCUCAGCCACAUCUGGCAGAAGUAAGUCAGAUCAGGAUGCACGGAGGAGAGAGAGUGAGAAAUCUCUAGAAAACGAAACAGUCAAUAAGGAGGAAGAUUGCCACUCUCCAACAUCUAAACCUCCCAAACCCGAACAGCCUCUAAAGGUAAUGCCAGCCCCUCCACCAAAGGAGAAUGCUUGGGUGAAGCGAAGUUCUAACCCUCCUGCUCGAUCUCCGAGCUCAGACCCCGAGCAGCAGUCCCCUACCAGUGGAGGGGGCAAGGUUGUUCCAGCUCAGCCAUCUGAAGAAGGCCCAGUAAGGAAAGCGGAUGAAAAUAAUAAAGUAGAUGGUGUGAGCGUCCCAAAGGGCCAAAGUGGCAAUUCCAACCGUGGGCCAGGAGAAGGAGGGAACAAAGACCACUGGAAGGAGACCGAUAGGAAAGAUGGCAAAAAGGAUCAAGACUCACGAUCUGCACCUGAGCCAAAGAAACCUGAAGAAAAUCCAGCCUCCAAGUUCAGCUCUGCAAGCAAGUAUGCUGCUCUCUCUGUGGAUGGCGAAGAUGAGAACGAAGGAGAUUACACUGAAUAGAUCUCUACAUCCUGUGCUUUCUCCUACUCUCUCCACCCUGGAACAUUCGAGAGCAAAUCAAACCUACCCAGACAAGACAAAAUAAAACUCACCAUCUCCUGGAGACCUUUCUUAACUUUUUUUUUUUUUUUUAAACAAAAUGAAAUUUCUUUUGCAUGCUGCUGCAGCCUUUAAAGUAUUGAACUAACUGGAGACUUGCCAAUGUAGCCAGAGAGAGAGAGACUACGGCUUUUUACAGAAAGUUGUGGUGCGCUAUUGUGUGUGUGUGUGUGUGUGAGACAUACGCAGUUGGCCUCUGUGUGAGUAGUGCCUAGGGCGCUCCGUUUAGCAAGUGGCAGUGACAGUGCUGCAGUGUCUGGAAAUGGUUGGGCAAUUGGUGCAGGUGAAAGGCAGGGCCUGAGUUUCUUACCCUGCUGUGGCAUAUAAAUUCUCGAGCAACGCUGAAUAAACUUUUCACCCGAGGAAGGGUAGGUUUAGUCUCUGAAGUUGUUUCUCUCCAGGAGUCUGCUGGCCUCAUUUUUAAUUGACUUACAGGGGCCAGCCUAGGGGGGGAUUGCUUCAUUUUUACCCCCCAGGGGGGUAGUUGGGAGUAAGUCUACAGGCCACUAGAGAAUAGACUAUUUGCUGACCAAAAUAGGUGGGAAAAUCGUGGUUUGAAAAGAAGCUUACAGAGGUUAGAAAUUAUUUCACACCAGAAUGGGGGAAAAUGGUAUGCCUUCCAUUAAACACAUGAAUGGUUACUUCCUGGAGCAGGAAGCACUUAAGGGAUCGUGGGAACUCCCAAGUCUUAAUGUGUCCUGGUUUCACCCUUUCUUAACACUGUCCCUUCUGAAAGUUCGGUUACAUCCACAUUCUUUUCAAAUCUUGAAGCUUUAAAUUUUCAGAUUGGUCAUCUUAAGAUCUUCCUGUUGCUCUCUCCUGUAACUUCCCUGAAAGCAGCUUUUAUGUAAGUCACAUACCCGUCUGCCUGUCGUCUUUAUCUCCACCCUCCUCUUCCCCCUCACCCCCAGCUGUCAAAAAGGAAUUCCUGCUUUCCCUGAGUAAAUCUUGGCUCACUCACGACUGUUGACUCCUUGUCCAAUCCUGCCUCUGCUGUCACAAUCCCUGGACACCUUAAAAACUCAAGAAUUAAUGGUCUUAAAUGGUUAGUGGCAGUUAUGUGGGAAACGUUCCUUAGAACCUUGAUUAUUUGGUUUAUUUUUUAUUACUAUUUUUUGAUGUUGGCUUCUCCACUGAAAUCCCACACCAGUGUUUAGAUUUGUAAUGUGAUCUAGACCAGUGUCUUGAGUUUUUGUUCUUUUGACCCUCCCCGGAGAGAAUAAAUGAAAAUGAAGAGAACUCUCGGAAAAUCUUGGUAUCUCUCAACAGCACCAGGUAGCUUCACUGGGCCUGCAGUUGCAAAACCCUCUCCCUCAGACCCAGGUCACACCGUGUCUCCAGACGUGCGGGGCUGGUUUCUGGGUUCUGCCGCAGUGGAUUCGCGUCAUUUAUCCAGUUGACAUAAAAGGCACACCAAGUAACAUAAGAAAAUUGGCUAGUAGCUAGGGUGUGGCCAUUAGAUAACCAAGAUUGAAGGGGAUGUUUGUUUUACUCCUAAAUACAUUUGCUGUAGAUGAGGAAAAGGUGGAGGUUUGUCCUCUUCAUGUCUACUUCCAAAUAGUUGUAUCCAAAAAAGCUGUUUUUCUCUGACCCCUAAUCCUAGCCCCUGUUAGAGCAAACAGGGAUCUGUGUCCCAUUCCUCAAUACAUGUAAAAUUUGUACAAAAGUAUCUUCUAUGAAAAUGAUUUGUAAUCUGUAGACAAAACCUGGGAGAUGUCUUGAGAUGUAAAAUCCCAUCCUUUGGGUUGUGGGGUUUUUGUUUUCUCCAAAUAAAUCUACUCUUUAAAGUUC
This is a messenger RNA of Sorex araneus (European shrew), 3883 nucleotides long. It is a transcript of the gene EIF4B, whose product is annotated as eukaryotic translation initiation factor 4B. Gene Ontology annotation, molecular function: RNA binding. The transcript is spliced from 15 exons. The record is from RefSeq and is a predicted model, not a curated record. Bases 140 to 1993 code for a protein of 617 amino acids. NCBI's taxonomy places the organism in Eukaryota, Metazoa, Chordata, Mammalia, Eulipotyphla, Soricidae.